AUGAGUACCUCCUCUCGACCCGACGCCGUCGUCAUCACUCAGACCGUGAACGCCCUCCUCCUCCGCACCUUCGCCCUGCUGCAGACGCCUCUCUCCGUCUUGACGCUGCACCAGGCACUGAACUUUGCGGACAAAGCCCUCGCGACGGCGUCGCAUUUCCACCGCUUCGAUCUCGAGCCCCGGGCGCACCUCUACCGCGGCCAUGUCCUGCGCGCCUGGGGUCGCUGGCGCGCCGCGCAUGCCGCCUACGUCCGCGCUGCGAGUGUGAGAGGGCAAGGAUUCUCAGGCACGGACAUCCGGGGCUUGACGAAAUAUUGUCUCGAGAUGAUUAGGUUCGAAAAUGAGCGGGAAGAGAGGUUGAGACAGGCAUAUUUCAACUCUGUGAGGGAGGCCAGGAAAGACAAGGAAGGCAAGGAAGGGUCGAAGGCGGUGCGGUUUUCAGAUCAGCGGAGGGUUCCUCGUAUCUUCCACCGCCACGACGAUGAUGAGGGAGCCCAAUCGGACGAGAGCUCUGGUGAGAUGUAUCUCAUCUUGAAUGGUAACGGUGAGGUCAUUGGCAGCCGAGAGAGCUUGCCUGACUUACGGACAGUACGCGGCAAAUUUAUCUGCAGGUCGCCGACGGCAUGA
This is a messenger RNA of Colletotrichum spaethianum, 627 nucleotides long. RefSeq lists its product as uncharacterized. The transcript has a single exon. Gene Ontology annotation, molecular function: protein binding. The record is from RefSeq and is a predicted model, not a curated record. Lineage: Eukaryota; Fungi; Ascomycota; Sordariomycetes; Glomerellales; Glomerellaceae. The coding region runs from base 1 to 627 and encodes 208 amino acids.